Messenger RNA from Lytechinus variegatus (green sea urchin), 8436 nucleotides. RefSeq names its product liprin-beta-1-like. Gene Ontology annotation, molecular function: protein binding. The transcript has 29 exons. Lineage: Eukaryota; Metazoa; Echinodermata; Echinoidea; Temnopleuroida; Toxopneustidae. Bases 897 to 4511 code for a protein of 1204 amino acids. The record is from RefSeq and is a predicted model, not a curated record. Gene Ontology annotation, cellular component: presynaptic active zone. Gene Ontology annotation, biological process: neuromuscular junction development.
GUAUGUGUCACAAGUUUACACUUUUGUUUGCAUUCAUGUUUGCUUAAGAGUAUAGGUUGGUUUAUUACAAUCAAAGUGCAGAUACGGAUCAUUUCCUUUGUGCAUCCACAGUAGUUUGAAUGACGUGUGGGUUGUUUUAAAGCAUUAAAGUGGAAGUCUUUUGUUGUGUUUGAGUGCACCGCUUUUCCACCCGCUCGUGAAAGGGCAGUUGAGUCUUGUACGCCGCCGAAGCUUCCCCGCUGAGUCGAGUUAACAUUGGAAUGAAAAGGUGAGAUGGUCUCGGUGUGUCACAUGACCAGAAUCUAUUUUCUGCUGUCCGUCUCAAGAGAUCAAAGACAUUCCAUGCUCAGCACCUGACUGGCAGUGUUAUCAUGACAUCAUUCUGACUUCCCUAUCAGCCAGCAUCAGUUUCUUGGGCUGUGACUCGGAUUUAAACGUGGAGUGGCCAGGGGUGGGAGAGCCGUUCAUCAUUGAGACCAUCCCAUUAUUGAUAUCCCCUGCUUAGACCGCAUCAUCUACUUUACUCCCAGAACGUUAGGGGUGGGAGAGGUGGUGGCAGGGUGCACUGAUACCAUCAGGGAAAUCGUCCGCUGCAUGACAUCCUUUGAGAGUUUCAAAGACUACUUUAGAAGCAAGGAGUAAGUGGACUGACUAGAAUAUCACGGUUAAAGUAUACUGGUAAUGCGACCAAGAGAACAUUCAGAACUUGUUGUUGAAAGCUGAGAUAUUGGUGGAAAGAAGGUGUCAAGACCACACUACUCUUCGAUUGAGCCAAAACCAUUGGAAUCCUUUAGAGAUCUGGGUGAGCAAAUAGAAGCCUGGGACAAUCUAGGGUACAUGAAGCUUCAGAAUCCAUUGUAAUCUGUUAGAAAACCAGUGUUACCAUAGCAACAAAGAUGACAAAUUUAGCAUCAGAUGCGAGCCAGAUGUUGGCUGCUGCUCUUGAACAGAUGGAUGAUAUCAUAGCAGGUACCAGGCUACAGGGUAUGGACUAUGAUAAUGGACCUGUAGUAACUAACAAUCAAGUUAACAUCACACAUCCAAAAGAAAACGGAUCACACGCAGAUGUUCCGCGACUCAUUUCAGAACUACGUUUCGCGGCAGAGAGAGCGAUAGAGAACGGAGAGGAGAACCUUCUUCAUGAUCGUGUAGAGGAUUCUACCAGGCAGUACAUCGUACGUUUACUGGGGGAUAAAAAGGAGCUCGCAACAAGUCCAGGGUCUAAUGAAAAGAUGAAGAGAUUAGAAGGAGACAAAGAUAGUCUGCAACUACAGGUGAAUGUCUUGACAGAUCAGAUUGAGGCUCAGAAUGAGAAGAUACAAGAACUAGAGUAUGCCUGCGCAAAGAAAAGUAAAGAAUUGGCUGAUUCAGAGACUAAGUUACUACAGGAGUCUGAAAUCCACUGUGAAUUGGAGCAAAGCCAGCAGAAUUAUGCAGUAGAAGCAUCUAAGCUGAAAGCUAGACUAGACUCAGUAGAGAAUGAAACUCUUGUUGUCAGAGAGCGUGCUAUUAUGGCUGAGUCUAAGAUUGAAGAGCAGCAGCAAGAGAUGAACAAGUUAAUGUCAAAAUAUCAACAAAGUCAGAAAACUGUGGGGGACCUUCAAUCGGAAUGUCAUAAAUGGCAGGAGAAAUAUAUGGAAACACAGGUCAAGCUAGUUAGGUCACAGACAGAGACAGCAGAGCUUAAGGCUCGUCUGCGCUACAGCCAUGCUCUUCUUGAUGAUCUCCAAUCAAAGAAAGUUAAAACUCUUGAUGAAGAAGUAGAGAAAGAGAAGCUAAAGAUUGCUGUGGAUUCUCUGAUCAUUGGUAACAAAGAAAAGGAUAAGACGAUAGACGAUUUGAAUCAGAGAUUAUCCAAGUUUUACCAUGUCCAGGAAAUGGCAGCCAUUAAUGGCAGAGUUGACAUGGAUAUGCUCCUUGACAUUGAAAACCAAAGAACAGACAGUUUUUCAACGUCUAGUUCAGCGACUGGAGAAACAGAUACAUCAAAAGAUAGUCGACAGGUCCCACAAGGAUCAUCUCCAGUUAGUCCAGAUCGAGACUUCAACCAUCCCAUGAUGGUUGAUAGAACAGAGGAGAUGUUUGGCUCCAAUACCAGCCGACGAUCUGCUAGUCUAGAGAAUCUACAAACCAAUGUCGUACCAUCAACGCGUAUGAAAAAGGCAAAAUCAACCAUGAAUGAAACUCCUUCUGACCUACCCCAUCCCACUCCUGACACCAAAAACCCUGACAGACCUCUUAGUGAGGGUCCUAGAACAAUACAUGUCCCUAUACACAUCCAAGGGAAUGGUACUGUACAGCCCCUCCAUUCCACCCCUGACAUGAAACAUCCUCCAGCGGACAGUUCAACCUUCCUUACAGAAGAUCCUAGAACGAUCCAUGUUCCUAUCCACAUUGAAAGGGUAUCUCCUGGGCUAGGAGAUCCUUCUCUUCCAGAAGACAUGAAACACCUGACCAAAGAAUUGCCAGAAGUUGUCACCUCAGCAUCAAACAAAACCCCUCCAUUCCCGACCAAUAAUGAGCCAACCUGGGAAUCCGUCCCAAAGAAGGUUAAUUUUGAUUUGGAUGCUACGACCGAGAUCAGUAAUGACCAGAGAAGCUCGGUUGGGGAAGACUUUGAAGAUAGGGCAGGUAUCGAUCAUGUUAGUGUUUUUCUGACACAGGGGGCUAAUAGUAAUCCUUCAAAUACAAAUGGUCAUAUAGGGAAUGGUGUACGUCCUAACUCUGUAGAGUCUCCAACUGACUUGACCUUCAUUGACAUUGACGAUGCCAACGUGGCACACUUCCGUCGUGACGUUUCCCCCAUUACAGGUCACAUGACUCUACCUGCUCCUAAGAAAACGACGGACUCAGAGGUUGAUUUAGCAGGUAGAUCUAAUCCCUCCGGUUACAGGACGCUGCCCUCCCCUCGUAGAAACCAAGAGUUUGAUCUUCCAACCAAGCUCCAGCAGCAAUCGACCAACGGUACACCAGAAUCAAGAAAACCCAGAGCUUCAUUUGGAAAGGGUCUCUUUAAAAUCACCUCUAAAAAGACUUCCAGUGCUCCAAACCUUGCCAUGACUGAGUCAGAAGGAGAAGAUGCCUUAGGGGUGCAGAGACCAAGGAAUGUUACCUUCCAAGGUCUAGAGAGGAGUGGAUACCCCGCCCCUCCAGGGACUCCGCCUAUGGACUAUAGAAAACGCAAAGGCAUUAAGAAACUAAUCGGAAAAUUAAAGCGUAGUGGGUCAGCCAAUCUUCACAAUGGUGAUGAUGAUGAUGAUAUCCACCCAGUAGAAUUCUCAAGGAACAAUCGUUUAAGAGCUACAGCAGGACCAAGACUAGCAUGGUCUAGAGACCUAAAGAAGAAUGAAAAUGGGACCAAUGACUUGAACGCUCCAUUUGCCAAGUGGGACAGUGAGCAGGUUUCUGAUUGGCUAAGAGGGAUGGGGCUCGCUCAGUAUGCCGCAGCUUGUAGAGUCUGGGUGAAGAAUGGUGGAACACUGCUUGCUGCUGCUCCUCUAGAACUAGAAAAGUACUUGGGUCUUAAGAAUCCACUCCAUCGUAAGAAGCUUCAGCUAGCCCUUCAGGCAAUGGGAUCAGAGUGUGAAGACAAACAAGGAGACUUGGACUACCAUUGGGUGACCAGGUGGCUAGAUGAUGUAGGACUACCUCAAUAUAAAGAUACCUUCCUUGAAGCUAAGGUGGAUGGUAGAAUGCUACAUUAUAUGACAGUGGAUGAUCUUUUGCUGUUAAAAGUAACAAGUGCCUUUCAUCAUGUGAGUAUCAUGCGGGGUAUACAGUGCCUGAGAUUACAUAACUUCCAUCCAAGCUGUCUGCGGAGGAGACCAACUGAUGAGCCGUGGUAUAAAAACCUUAAAAACAUGCCUCCUUGGAGUAACGAGAUGCCUUAUGAAACAGGAACCCAGGUUGCACUAUGGACAAAUCACAGAGUAAUGGAAUGGUUACGAUCAGUUGAUCUAUCUGAAUAUGCUCCUAAUCUGAGAGGCAGUGGGGUCCAUGGUGGAUUAAUGGUCCUAGAACCUCGUUUCACGGCAGAAACCUUAGCCUCCAUCUUGUGUAUCCCAGGGAACAAGACGUUACUACGGCGACAUCUUAGUACGCACUUUAUCUCUCUGAUUGGUCCUGAUAUUCAGCAACAGAAGAGAGAAGCAGAGAAACAACCUAUGUUUGUACCUCUUAACUUCCUAGCAAAGGUCAAGCCUAAAAAGAGAACAUUUGGUAAGAGCAGGCGAGGAACUGAAAUGGAAGACUACGUCUGUCCAAUGGACCUUGGUCACCCCUCUAGUUUGAAUGGAAUGUCCCAUAUGAAUGGCAACCGGCCUCCUCCACCCAGUUAUAAAGUAGAAGUUAGGAGUGCUGACAAGGUUCACAGACAGAUGGAUGAGGAUCAAGCAGAUGGACAAGAAAUGAAAGAAGGAACUGCUCAAAAGUUUGGUGCCCUAUCUCAAGAAAUUGAUUCUUUGACGACUAUGCUUUCAGAUGCUGAUGUGGAUAGAAGUACACAUGUGUGAUGUCAUCAUGCCAACCUCUCCUCCAGGAGGGCAUUGGAUACAAUCAACAACCUCUCAUCCAGCUAUUUUGCCUUUUAAAAAGUUUUUAGAAAUCUGAAUUUAAGUCUCACUUUUACCUAGUGAAAGUCACCUUACUAACUACUGACUGCAAGAAUGCUACUCUGUGAUUUGCUGAUUAAAAUGUUACUUUUAAUGGCAAUAACAUGUGAAUUUAAGCUGGUUAAAUGCAUUAAUGCCUCUUUUUAUUGAUUACAUUAAUGUUAAUUUUUAUGACAAAAUCUGCCUUUAAAGUGAUUGAUUGAAAGUUUGUAAUCUUUUGAUUGGCUUUUAAUGUCAGUAUCACUCCAUUCUGAUUAAUAAUUGAUUGCAUGAAUGCUUUCUUUGAUUGGUUGAUUAUGUUGAUUCCAUUGAUGUCAUAUUUUGAUAGCAAUAUAAUAGCUUCCAAAACCACAUAGACUGUAUUAAGGCAACAUUAUUUGCAAUCUUUGCUUUAUCUUCACACUCAGAAUUGAUGCAUUCACAUACAAACUUUGAUAGCUUUCAAACCAUGCCUUUCAGUUAUUCACCUUCUUUUAAAGUUUCAGAAUUGACAUUUUUUACUGCAUUUUGUUUUGAAAGACAUCAACAAUAGAUUUUUCCUGUUUAGUGAUCAUAUAGUUAUUGGGGUAUUCAAUAAGAUACCAACCCCUAUGUACAUCAAACAUGCCAUAUCUCUAAAUUUGAAUUCACUUCAUAAGCUACACAAGUCAUGAUAAUUUGAGGGCAUUACACCAUUUCAUAUGAAGUACAAACCAGAGGCAUUUCACUCAGAAUGAUCCAUCAUAUAGAGUGUCUUUUAUUCAUUGACAUCAAGGAAUUAACAUGAAAGAGACACAUUCUAUGGACUUUGGACCACAUUGUUUGACUCAAUACAGCAUUUGUAAUCAGCUUUUGAUUGUAUGUUUAUUCUUCGUUACGCACUGUUACAGGCCUGCCAACUUUUCAUUUAUUCCAGGAGUUGCACAGUUUUUAAGAUUUUGUAUUAACCAAAAAGAGGAACACACUAGAUUUCCAUUUAUUAAAGAUAAAACUAAAUCAGCCAAUAUAUGUAUUUGUAUGGUAGGGUAUGGGUGUAAGAGUAAUAUAGUUUUUCAAAACUUGUAAUUUCUCAGUGCAUGAAUAUAAGACUGGUAAACAUGUCUUGAUUUAAAAAGAAGUGUGGAAGACACACCAGACAUUGAGGAGAAAAUUUGGCACCUCUCAAUUUGGACUCCUGUUUUUCAUUUUCAAAUGUUGGCGGGCCUGCUAUUAAAUAAAAAUUAUGCAAUUAUAAAAUUGAUCAUAAAUGUAGUGUAUGGUGAAUGAUGUACAAUAAAGUUACAACCCAUUGUAAAUGUUCAUUGUAACUCUUCAUCUUUCCAUAGACUGCAAAAUGCAAUGUCAAACACGCCUCAUUGAAAGAAGGAAUAUAAAAACCUGUGUGAAGUAUAUUCCCAUCAACUGGUUCAAGUGCAUUAUUUGUUUUAUACCUUGAAUCAUAAUCCAUAUUGAUGCUAAAAGAUUAAUAAUAAAAAGAGACACAUGUUCUUUGUAUGCAACAAAUCUUUUUAUGUCUGUUAUAUCUCGGUUCCAAUUUAUUUGUAUAUUAUUGUUCAUUUAUGAGAUAUCAAGUUCUUCCAAUUUAUGUGAUGAUUAUGAAAACAAUGCAUAUUUCAAGUGAAUUUUUAUGAUUCAAAUUAUUUCAUGGAGCUGUCUGUUAUGUCCAUUAGAGUUUUAUCAUCCAAUGGUAAAUACCUUGGUAAUGAUGACAGCCAAUCAAAAUCAAGAUUUCACAAAUUAAUAAAUGAAUAAUGAUUGCUCAUAAGGGAUUUGUAAAUACUGCUGCUCCAAAGAGACUUAUGAGGCAUACUGCUUUACCCUGAGACCAAACAAAAGUUGGCUUCUAGUCUAAAGAUCAUUGUGGGGUAACAAUUUUACUAUUGCCUGAAUAAGAGAACAGUCAAUAUUAUAAACCAAUCAUUUAUUUGAGCAGGGCAAUAGUAAACUAUUACCUUGUGCAAUCAAACCAAUUAGUAAUUAUAUACAACAGAGUCUUUAGGGCAUCCAGUGGUCCUCCCAUCUUAUAUACUUAGCUGAUCCUUCAUUAGCCUGUGUGAGAAUGUUUACUGAGUAAGCAUCAAAAUACUGGAAUGAUUGGCCACUUUAUACAAUCCAACAGUCAUCAUCAGUAAUUAUAAGUAUUGAAUACCCAUCUUUCAGUUCAAUGAUCUGUAAAUGUCUGUCUAAACUACAUAUAUUGCCUUGUAAGACCCAUGAAUUCCCUUUGUUUGUUUGUAUUACAUAAUUUUCUUGUAUAUGAAAUGCAGAAAACUUUGGCUUAGUAGAAUCUCUUGUGGUCACAGAAACCUGUUUGACUACAUGUAGAGGAAUUUGACAUAGAAGAGGUAAACAUUGUGUCCCACAAAAAAGAUACCCAUUUUCAGAAAAGGAUUUCACAAUAAUCAAUAUGUUUUUGUAAUAAAUUUGGCACUUAUACUGAGAGUGGAAUCUCUUCUUUAAUUUAAGACAAAAAAACUUAGGAAAUCAUUCAUUCAUGGAAUUUUAAAACAAUAAACAAUUAGGCAUAUCAGAAAUGAUUUGCACAGAAUUUCACAUGUAAGGUCAUUGAGAGGAGCUUAACAAAGAAUACAAAAGAAAUGCUAAUGAGCCAAUAGUCAAUUAAGCAAUGUUAUAUGUUUAAUCAAUCUUUGCCAAUUUGGUUUUGCAACUUAAUUUUUACAUUGAAACUCAUCUUGCUCAUUAAUAGGCGAGGUAUUCCUCUCAUGUUAGGUAUCAAACUAUGGAAGAAUAACUAGUUUAUGAGGUUGUAAAUGAAAUCAUCUUAAUUCAUUUUUCUUUAAAGAAACAAGACAUGGGAAUCCUGGUUUCCUUUUUCUAGGACACACUGUAUAACACUUUUUUUGCAUAAUGUGGUCUAACAUGCUUUGAUUUGGACCAAUAUUAGACUUACUGUAUGAAUGGCUGACUAAUGCAAGUUACCUCUUUAUUAUAUUUUUUGCAGUAUUAUGCCUCCAUUUAUGAUCACAAUUCAGACUUUUAUCAACUUAGUUUCAGCCUUUGAAAACAAAGUUUUGGUUUACAAAAUUGCUCAUUGUAGAUGACUUUCAGACUGUUUUAAAAAAAUUAUUCACAGUGGCAUUCCUAAAUAUUUGAUUUCAUGGAAAUACAGAUUUUACCCCUAUCAUCGUUGCUAAAGAUAUCAGGGUCAUACCACUCAAUAGUUUGAUAUAAAAAAUAGAUGAACAAACAAAAGGAAUUAAUAUUUUUAUUUGAAUGAAUUCAGCUGUAAUUAUGACCUCUAUAAAAAUUCAUGCUCAUAAUAAAACAAAAAUGAGAGGAAUUGAAAUUAUUAUGUAGUCCUUUAUCCCCAUUGCUGCCCACAAUGUACCAGUGUAGUAAAAUGCCUUUAUUUUUUUUUUACUUGGAAAAAAAUAUUGAUGAAAUUCCCCUUUUAAUUAAGUUGACAUUCCAACCCUUUGCCCAUAUGUAUUAAUCGUGUGCAUUGCUGUGACAAAGAGCGCUGGGCUGGAGACUUCUCAUUUAGUCUGACCUUUUACAGUGGGUAACUGAAAAUGCAUGGGUGCAGUGAUUUUACAGUGGGGUUUUGGUUCACUGGACAUUGUGAAUUAUUUGUACUUGAACAAGAUUUAUGAUAAAAUUCAUUUGAUAAAAACCACAUCCAUUUUUUAAACAAACUCAUUGUAAACACCCAAUGUUUGUCCCUCUCACCUUCUUACUUUUCCUUUCACUUUUGUUUUCUCCUUUUGCCCGUUUUCUCACCUUUCUCUUUAUCUCUAUCACUUCUCCCAUUAAAUUUUUCUUUUUUAUUUUCCUCUCCAUUUGCCUCUCACCUCUCUAUGAUAUCCCUCCCUCUCUGUCUCCCACC